Messenger RNA from Schizophyllum commune H4-8, 2516 nucleotides. RefSeq lists its product as uncharacterized. The record is from RefSeq and is a predicted model, not a curated record. Gene Ontology annotation, molecular function: RNA polymerase II cis-regulatory region sequence-specific DNA binding; DNA-binding transcription factor activity, RNA polymerase II-specific. NCBI's taxonomy places the organism in Eukaryota, Fungi, Basidiomycota, Agaricomycetes, Agaricales, Schizophyllaceae. Gene Ontology annotation, biological process: cell differentiation; regulation of DNA-templated transcription; anatomical structure morphogenesis. The transcript has 4 exons. Bases 421 to 2370 code for a protein of 649 amino acids.
CUCCAUUUUGAUCCUGGCGAGCGCGUGCGCGGCGGUGACUCGAGCCCUUGAUCUGCGAAGGAUCUCUCCUCCUUCCGAUUUCGUCUUAUGCGUCAAUUCCGGACAAGACAAAGACAACGAAUCGCGCCGCGCGGGCAAGCCGCGUGCCUCUCCGCCGGCUCCGGGUCGACUAUAAGAGAUCGGUCCUCUAUUGUCUUUCGCCGCCACCUCCCGCUGCGUCCCCGUGGGCUCCCCCGGCUCCUUUUUGUCAUCCGUGCGCACACAGAAGAGAAAACCAGGACACCCGCGCUAGGAGAGCAUUCCUUAUUCUCUCCCUCCCCCAACGCGCGUAGGAGCUAAUUCCGCGGACGAGCGUGCUCUCCGCCUCUCCUCUCCUCUUUCUCUUCGUUCUACGAUUCGUUCCACGACCGAUCAGCGAUCAUGCCCGUGCUGCGCACUCGCGAUACCUCUUCACGUCCCCUUGAAGUCACGACCGACGCUCCCGAGGUCCCGACUGUAGCGAUAGUUUCCCCCACGCCUCGCGCGUUCACCUUCCCCCCUGACAACCACCUGGACGACAGCCCGUACUCGACGCCAUCGUCGUCCCCCUUCGAGCCCGAGCUCUCCCCCUCCCAGCGAACAUCCUCCCCCGCUUCCUUCCCCUCCGCCUCGACUUCGGCGACCCCGGGCCCUGCCCCCGCCCCCCUCACCCCCUUCGGCGCGGCCCCGCUUCCCUCUCCCUCGCGGGCUCACCAGGUCCAUCGUCGCCAGGUCUCCGACUCCAGCGUCGAUCGCCGCCCCAAGAAGGGCGACGAGGACUACAUCAAGCGCCCCGAGAACGCCUUCAUCCUCUUCCGCCGCAAGUGCGUCGAGGAGCGCGCCCAGCGCGACCCGAAUGGCGCACCGCUCCCCAAGAAGCAGCGCCAGGCGGACUUGAGCAAGACCAUCUCCGCUCAGUGGAAGGCGCUCUCCUCUGACGAGCGCCAGUACUGGGAGGCCCUCGCCCGCGAGAAGAAGCGCGAGCACGAGCAGCAGUACCCGGGCUACGUCUACCGCCCGCAGCGCGUCCCCAAGCGCAAGACUCUCGAGCGCCGGCGCGCCGCGGCGGCUGCCGCUCAGGCGCAGCAGGCCGGCAAGCACUCGGGCGACGACGACGAGUACGUGCCGCCCGCGGCGGCGGGCAGCGUGCGGCGGUCGGAGAGCAGCGACGCGGCGCUCCCGGCGCGCUACUCCUUCGUCGUGCCCAUGCGCACCCAUGGCCGCAGCGUGAGCGCGCCGACGCCGCCGCCGUACCAGUCCAUCACGGUCCCGCGCGUCUACGCGCGCACGCCCGACGCGAACGCGGACGCGCCCAGCCUGCUCCCGCUGCUUCAAGGCCGGCCAGGCUUCGACUACGUUCCCCCCAGCUUCGGCCAGGCGGCGACGCAGUUCGGCCGCCCGCCUCAAGGUUUCGAGCCUCAGCUCCCGCAACCACCACACCCGCAUCAGUGGCCGCAGGCGACGACAUACCAGGAGCCUUCGUAUACCUCGAUGCCUCAGGAGUACGCACCGCCGACGCAGGAGUACCACCACAACGGAUGGGCCCAGGACGCGCCGAUGCUUUCGCCUGCGUCGUCAACGGGUCCAGCGACGCCCACCUCGCAGCAUCACGUCUCGGAUUUCGCGGAGGACAAGCGCCGCGCCGACCUCGACUCGCGACUCGAGCAGCAGCUCACGGCGCAGGCCCAGCAGCAGCAGUACGCGGGCCAGACGUACGAGCCGUACCCCUUCACGAACCCGUUUGCGCCCGAGAGUCAGCAGCCGCAACAACAGGGCUUCGACCUCGCGCCCGUCUCUCCGAACGAGCAGGCGCCCUUCAUACAGCAGCCCACCGACCAGUUCUCGUCCCCGGCGUACUCGCCCGAGGAGCAGUUCAACGGCGCGGAGAGCUUCAACGCCGCCGACACCUCGUCCUUCAACACCUGCGACAACGGCCAGUUCUCCAACGCGUACCCGCAGUACGACUCCGCGCUCUUCGCCAACGACGGCUCGUCCUUCCCCGCCGACGGCCCCGGGUACAACUGGUGGCCGCCGUCCUCGGACGUCUUCGCGCCGGACGACUUCGACAUCAACGCGAUCCCGGGCGUCCAGCUCGACGUCAGCCGCUUCGACGACGGGCAGCCCGCGUUCGGCGGCGAGGCUGCGCAGUUCGGCGAUGCGGGCUUCGGCGGCGGCGAGUUUAACGUCUCGGGCUCGAAGGCGACGUUCGCGUCGGAGUGGGGGCAGCAGGACAUGGGCUUCGGGCAGGGGCAGGAGCAGUACCAGGCGGAGUGGGCGACGGAGCAGCAGUACCACGUUCAGGAGUACGCCACGUCGCCCGUCGCCGCCAACGCGCCCACCACGGGCGUAUAGAAACUAUCAAGUGUGCGCGUCGUCUAUAUACCCCGGCCUUCACGCCGGCUAGACGCGCGCGCACCUACACCGAGGGUGAAUACCUUUUUUACGACUUUACACAUGACAAUUUCCCUACCAUCUCAUCUCAUCUCUCCAUCUCCUCU